Molecule: messenger RNA, 960 nt
Organism: Zingiber officinale
Lineage: Eukaryota; Viridiplantae; Streptophyta; Magnoliopsida; Zingiberales; Zingiberaceae
Product: peptidyl-prolyl cis-trans isomerase CYP23-like
Exons: 9
Coding region: 39-725 (228 amino acids)
Biological process (GO): protein peptidyl-prolyl isomerization
Molecular function (GO): peptidyl-prolyl cis-trans isomerase activity
Source: RefSeq, a predicted model, not a curated record
GGAAAAUCUUCGGAAUUGGAAGAUACCGCGGCGACGAGAUGGAGAACCGAUGCUUCCCAUCGCUUCUCCUGCUAUUCUACCUCUCCUUCUCCAUCGUCGAUCCAGCCUCCGCCUUCCUUGAUCCUGCUCUCGGAACCACUCGCGUCGUCUUCCAGACAAACUAUGGUGACAUUGAGUUUGGAUUUUUCCCUAAUGUUGCUCCCAAAACUGUAGAGCAUAUUUUCAAGCUUGUGCGGCUUGGCUGCUAUAACACAAAUCACUUCUUUCGGGUUGAUAAAGGUUUUGUUGCACAAGUGGCUGCUGUUGUAGGAGGCAGAAGUGCUCCUUUGAAUGAAGAACAAAAGUUGGAAGCUGAGAAAACUGUUAUUGGUGAAUUUAGUGAAGUCAAACAUGUAAGAGGCAUCCUCUCAAUGGGAAGAUAUUCUGAUCCUGAUAGUGCUUCAUCUUCAUUCUCUAUCCUUUUAGGAGAUGCACCUCACCUCGAUGGCAAGUAUGCCAUCUUUGGAAAAUUGACUAGAGGUGACGAGGCAUUAAGCAGACUGGAAGAGCUUCCUACACGGCGUGAAGGGAUUUUUGUUAUGCCAGUGGAGCGCAUAACCAUCUUGUCAACUUAUUAUUAUGAUACCAAGUACAAAAGUUGCGAACUGGAAAAGGAUAUCCUGAAGAGAAAGCUUUCUGAAUCUCUGUUGGAAGUUGAGAGACAGAGACUGAAGUGUUUCUCGUAGACUGACAGGAGUUUAAUCUUAGGAUUGAUACAGACUCUGAUCUGAAGUUGGAGUUCAUUCAUCAAGAGGAAACUCGAAUUGUAAGUUCAGUAAUUAGAAAAUUGUGUCUGAGCCAAGUUAUGCAUCAUGCUUGAAAAGCUUGCCUACUCCUUUUUCAAGUAUCCAAGAUUGGUCAUCUCGCAUCUGUCAUGGAUUUUCUAUCUUAAAUGCUUAUUGUUAUUGAAGAUUCUUAGUA